Messenger RNA from Phalaenopsis equestris, 595 nucleotides. RefSeq names its product two-component response regulator ORR9-like. Lineage: Eukaryota; Viridiplantae; Streptophyta; Magnoliopsida; Asparagales; Orchidaceae. Gene Ontology annotation, biological process: phosphorelay signal transduction system; cytokinin-activated signaling pathway. The record is from RefSeq and is a predicted model, not a curated record.
UUACUGCGGUGGAUUCCGUGAGCAAGGCCCUGCAGUAUCUGGGCUUGGUUGAAGAUAGUAAUAAUGCGACGCCGCGGAAUCAAAAGGAGCUUGAUGUGAAUUUAAUAAUUACUGAUUAUUGCAUGCCAGAAAUGACAGGCUAUGAUUUCCUUAAAAAGAUCAAGGAAUCUUCCUUGCUGAAGGACAUCCCAGUAAUCAUCAUGUCUUCUGAGAAUGUGCCUUCCAGAAUUAGCAGGUGCCUGGAAGAAGGAGCAGAUGAGUUUCUCCUGAAGCCAGUACAGUUAUCAGAUAUGAAAAAACUGAGACCUCAUAUACUCAAGAACAAAUCCAUGGACAGCUGUGACAGUUUAAGCACCUCCAGCAGCAGUAGUAGAAGGAAAUCUUCCAGUGAGGGUAUUUCACCCCAGUGGACAAAGGCUAGUCUUAAUCUUGUAGAAUGGGAUUUUUUAUCUUAUUUUUCUUCUUCGGAGUGUAAUUAUUGAGUCUUAUUCUUUCUCUCUUCUUUAGUAGUUGUUUAUAAGUUUUACAUUGGUUUAGUUUCUUCCCAAUAUUUUUGAGUUUUGUAGUUUGUUCAGAGGAUGCGCUUGUAUGAAAU